AUGGAGGAGCAGGGCAAGCCGCAGCCCGCCAGGGUUGUGACGGCGAACAAGCUGCUCCACUCCGUCCUACACGGCAGUUCGCCGCUUCUUCCACCCAUGUUAAACGGCGUUAAGCCGAAGAAUGAACCGGGGAAGGCGGUGUUGUUGGAGUCGAUUGAGGAUGACCAGGUUUGGUUCACCUACAUUAAGGCUUCCAAGGAUGGAGGGCUGCUGGAGGAGGCAUGUCGUGUCUUUCCUAACUAUUGGAAGGCCCAUCACCGCUGUGCGCUGUACCACGUCUACCACAAGCAGACGCGUAAGGCCUUCGACGCCUACGUCAGUGCAAUGAAGGAGAUGGAUGAUUACGACCUCUACAUAUGCUACCUCAAGUUCCUCUACUGCAUGGCUUCAGUACACGAGUAUAUCGCAGGGCUCUUCACCGCGGUGGACAAGGUUGGCAUGGACCUGCGGUCCGACCCGCUGUGGAGGGAGCUGAUUGUAGUGCUGGUGAAGAUCUACAACUGCAACCUCAUGGACCACAAUGUGCACACCGGAUUGCUGCCAAACCUCUUCCCUCCCGACUCCGAAACGGUGUCGGUAUCGAUCCCUCUGUACCCGUCCGAAACGGAGCAGGUGGUCUUUCGCGGCGUGAACAGCCUGGACAAGGGCGAGCAGACCUACGUGCAGCUAUACGGCGACGUGAACCACAUUCGUAAGAUGUUCCACAGGUGGCUACGGUCGCCUACUAACAACCUGAAGCAAGCCCUGGAUGGCUAUUCGGCCUUCGAGAAUAUCGCAAGCGCAGCCAAUGUGCUUUGCACGAAGCUGCUCUCUGAGGCCAAGACAACCUAUGAGACGUCGGUUGCAGUAUAUGAGAAGCUCUCCGGGAUGUACAGAAAUGUGCUUCCUGCGCAGCCCGCCAGGAGGCGCCAGCUUAACGCCGAGCAAACGGCCGAACAGCAGCGUCAGGUCGGGUUCUGGACAGAGAUCAUUAAGUACGAGGAGAGCAACCCCCUCGGCCUUCCCGCCUCCGAACUGGCCGCCAGGGUCUUAUUCACGCUCCGAGGCGCCUUGUCGCCGCACAUAUUCUCAGACAGCCUUUGGUACAUGUACUUCCAGUUCCUGCUGGCGAACGACCGGCGUGAGAAAGCUGUCGAAACGCUGCGUUACGCGAUACGCAACUACUUGCAGGACGACGGAAAGAUGCAGUUUGUACUGGCUGCCUAUUUGGACGACGGCGGCGAGUCCGCGGCCACAGAGUUCGGGAGGCUGAUAGACCCCGGUCUGCGCCUCGUUGAGGAUGGCGAGACCGGCGCCGACGAGACGCAGCUGCGGCACAUCCUGCGGUUCGACGCGUCGGACUCCUCCACCGCGGUGCAGCCGGCCAGGCUCAUCCACUACCUCAACUACGUCCGUCGCAACCUGGGGCGCGUGAAGUGGCACGAAGACCUGCAGGUGAUCCUCACUAAGCGCGAGCUGCUCAGCUGGGAGCUGUACUGGUACGCGGCCGACACCGAGGUCCGUUGCUUCGGCGACGUGGACGCCGCAGCCGCCUUCCUCAGCGAGGCCCAGCAGAGUCUGCCCUUCGACAUGCACUACACCAUGCUUCACCUGAGGUUCCUGCUCAACAUGGGUCGUCUCGUAGAUGCACGUGUGCUGCUGACCCAGCUUGUGGUGGGCGCGAAUGUGGCUGGUGAGACCAAGUGCAAACCAACCGCGUCCGAUAAAAUCGCAUUGUGGCACUUUUGGCUCCACACGGAGUAUUUCUACGGAACCAAGGCGCAGUUCACGCAAGUGAGAUCGCUGUUCGUGCAGUUCCGCGUCGCGUCUGAGGUGGGCUUGGACGUCUUCGCGGAGAAGUCGCACCGCAACGGCGUCAGCACCAUUCGCCAGAUCUUCGGCAACAUAGGCCCUUCUUUCAUAAAAGCCCACAUGGAUUCCAGCAAGCGGGUGGCAACUGCGGACAUGCACGCUGUGGUAGAGCUGCGCAAGCACCUUUUCUGCGUCGGCCUGGAAUACGACGACCUGGACAGGGUCUUCUUCUUCGCCACCAGGCGCCCCGAGGUCGCUGUGGAGAAAGCCGCCAGCUCCGAAAAGGAGGCCGAGAAGUACAUAUCGCCGUCCAACUUCGCGCAUCGUUCUGAACCCGACCAGGACAGCACCCGCCGCCACGUGUUCAUCACCAGACCCGACGUGGCCGCGCUUGCUCCGCUCGACCCCCACAACGUCAUCCCCGUUGAGUCUAUGAUCACGUUGCACGGCGGCAAACGCCCGCCGCUGCCCGAUGCGGCCAAACCCAUGGAUACAGUCGCCACUCCGCCGAAGGUGCUCUUCGACUUGCUGCGCGUGCUGCCCAACCCCAACCCCAGGGGACCUUUCCCCAAGAUGUACGGAAACGCUGAAGCCAUAGACCACCUGAUACGCUCGCUGGAGUGCGCCGGCUUAAAGGACGUGCAACUUCUGGACUACCAGCCGAUCCCCGUGAACCAGCUGCUGCACCUGAAGAAAGUCGGUGCAUCCGACAGCCAAAACAUCGAGGAGUCCGUCGAGUCCGCCGCCAAAGAGGGCGCCUUUGAGCUAAACAACGGACUGUUUUCGAUCCUCCGCUUCGUCGAGGGCCACGUAGGCGCGGACGAAGCCAGCCGCUUGAGGGCAAAGCGAGCGUCUAAGAAGCAGAAACUAGCUAUAUGA
This is a messenger RNA of Babesia bigemina, 2670 nucleotides long. RefSeq names its product -mRNA 3'-end-processing protein RNA14. NCBI's taxonomy places the organism in Eukaryota, Apicomplexa, Aconoidasida, Piroplasmida, Babesiidae. The record is from RefSeq and is a predicted model, not a curated record. The transcript is spliced from 9 exons. Gene Ontology annotation, cellular component: nucleus. Bases 1 to 2670 code for a protein of 889 amino acids. Gene Ontology annotation, biological process: mRNA 3'-end processing. Gene Ontology annotation, molecular function: mRNA binding; protein binding.